Messenger RNA from Spizellomyces punctatus DAOM BR117, 1358 nucleotides. Its product is annotated as succinyl-CoA ligase [GDP-forming] subunit alpha, mitochondrial. Gene Ontology annotation, cellular component: succinate-CoA ligase complex (ADP-forming); mitochondrion. The record is from RefSeq and is a predicted model, not a curated record. Bases 112 to 1128 code for a protein of 338 amino acids. Gene Ontology annotation, biological process: tricarboxylic acid cycle. Gene Ontology annotation, molecular function: succinate-CoA ligase (ADP-forming) activity; succinate-CoA ligase (GDP-forming) activity. NCBI's taxonomy places the organism in Eukaryota, Fungi, Chytridiomycota, Chytridiomycetes, Spizellomycetales, Spizellomycetaceae. The transcript is spliced from 6 exons.
GCGGCUGUUCUCGAGUUCAUCCCGCCACAAUUUUCAACCGAGGGACAGGCUUUCCACACUGUCCAUUUCCUGUUUGCUAAACACAAGUCCACUCUCCCGUUCGUAACAAAAAUGGUCGGAAUCAGAACCUGCGGGAUGAUGGUCCGCUCUAUGCGGUUGUCGAAAUCCGCUCUCGCUCGCUCCUACACUGUGUCCGCGGGGCCAGGUGUAUACGACAAAACCGUAAUGAACAUGCUUAUCAACAAGGACACGAAGGUUCUCACGCAGGGUUUCACUGGAAAGCAGGGCACGUUCCACUCAAAACAGGCUCUUGAGUAUGGCACAAACCUGAUUGGUGGUGUUAACCCCAAAAAGGCUGGAAGCACCCAUUUGGGUCUUCCUGUUUUUGCUUCUGCCAAAGAGGCCAUGCAAGAAGCCAAGCCGGACGCGUCCGUGAUCUAUGUCCCACCACCUGGUGCCGCCGCUGCCAUCAUUGAAGCCAUCGAAGCUGAGAUCCCAUUAGUUGUCGCUAUCACGGAGGGUAUUCCUCAACAGGACAUGGUCCGCGUUAUGAAGGUCCUCAAAAACCAGGAUAAAACGCGCCUCAUCGGUCCCAACUGUCCUGGAAUCAUCAAACCUGGCGAAUGCAAAAUUGGCAUUAUGCCUGGCCACAUUCACCAAAAGGGCAAGAUUGGUAUUGUUUCACGAUCGGGUACCCUAACGUAUGAAGCCGUCGCGCAAACCACCGCUGUUGGUCUUGGUCAAUCUCUCUGCAUCGGUAUUGGUGGUGACCCAUUCAACGGAACCAACUUUGUUGAUUGUUUGACUCUGUUCCUGAACGACCCGGAGACAGAGGGCAUUAUCCUCAUUGGUGAGAUUGGUGGAUCUGCUGAGGAGGAGGCUGCCGAGUUCUUGAAAAAGCACAACUUGUCGCGUGACCAGCCAAAGCCUGUUGUCUCGUUCAUUGCUGGACGUACCGCUCCUCCCGGCCGGCGAAUGGGUCACGCUGGUGCCAUUAUUGCGGGUGGGAAGGGUAAGGCAGAAGACAAGGUCGCUGCCUUGGAAGCGGCGGGCGUUGUCGUAUCUGCUUCUCCUGCAAAACUUGGCGUAUAUAUGGAAAAGGCUAUGAAGGACGCUGGACUCGCGUAAGAGUAUCCGUCUACAGGGGGAUUCUAGAGCGACAGGAACGGGGGUAUGGUGGGAGAAUGUGCAUAGACUGAAGAAAAAUGGGCUGGUGAAGUUUUGGUGAAUUCACUUUCUCUUUGAUACUUCCAACAUGAGCCUGUUAUAUUAUAAUGGAUUGAAAUGACCCUAUAAUGGGUGCAGUGAAAUGCGCGAUGAAUAAAAUUGACCUCGUUUUUGAAUGGGUUUGACGCCGA